This is a messenger RNA of Cuscuta epithymum, 409 nucleotides long. The record is from the annotation of a GenBank genome assembly. NCBI's taxonomy places the organism in Eukaryota, Viridiplantae, Streptophyta, Magnoliopsida, Solanales, Convolvulaceae.
UUUUGGUUUCUGUAUUCCUAGUUGCAAAGAUUGUCGAGUGCUUAUCGCUCAGGCAUUUUCUGUUUAAGGUGCAGCAGGCCGGCUAUAGGGCACAUGCCGCACUGGUUGCCAAAAUCUAUGAUAAAGCCUUGACCCUUUCAUGUCAUUCAAAGCAGACACACACUAGUGGAGAGAUAACCAAUUUUAUGACUGUAGAUGCUGAGAGGGUUGGUAACUUUGGUUCGUACAUGCAUGACCCGUGGAUAGUGCUCAUACAGGUCGGUCUUGCACUUGCGAUCCUCUACAAGAAUCUCGGGCUUGCUUCCAUCGCAGCUUUAAUUGCCACUGUAUUAGUGAUGUUUGCAAACAUCCCCCUGGGGAAAUUGCAAGAAAAAUUCCAAGACGAACUUAUGAAAGCCAAGGAUUCUAG